Haliaeetus leucocephalus (bald eagle) is the source of this 1315-nucleotide messenger RNA. It is a transcript of the gene RAB28, whose product is annotated as RAB28, member RAS oncogene family. Lineage: Eukaryota; Metazoa; Chordata; Aves; Accipitriformes; Accipitridae. Gene Ontology annotation, cellular component: Golgi apparatus; endosome. The record is from RefSeq and is a predicted model, not a curated record. Gene Ontology annotation, molecular function: GTPase activity; GTP binding. The transcript is spliced from 7 exons. Bases 309 to 977 code for a protein of 222 amino acids.
GGGACGGAAGUGGGGGCGUCGCGGGUGGCCCCGGCUCGCGCCCGCAGCGGCCGGUGGACUUGUUGCUGUAGCUCCCGCCCGCGAGCGACGCUCUCCCCCUUCCCUCCUCACCCCUGUUGGUCUCGUCCCGUGCGGGCCAUAGCGACGGCGGGCGCGCUGAGGGAAGAUGGCGGCUCCGGCCUCUGCAGCGCUGCCGGCUCCGUGAGCGCGGCGCUCGUUCCUUUCCCGCUUCCCCUCCUCGCUCCUGCACCCCGUCCCUCCCGGCUGCCCUCCGCCUCUUCUCCUUCCCCGCCGGGGGCGUAGGGACCAUGUCGGACUCGGAGGAGGAGGAGAGUCCGGACCGCCAGCUCAAGCUAGUGGUGCUGGGGGACGGCACCACUGGCAAGACAUCCUUAGCCACACGUUUCGCCCAAGAAAUAUUUGGAAAACAGUACAAACAAACCAUAGGACUGGACUUCUUCUUGAAAAGGAUAAUAUUGCCAGGAAAUUUGAACGUUACUCUUCAAGUGUGGGAUGUAGGGGGGCAAACGAUAGGAGGCAAAAUGCUGGAUAAAUAUAUUUAUGGAGCUCAGGGUAUUCUCUUGGUUUAUGAUAUUACCAACGGCCAGAGUUUUGAAAAUUUAGAAGAUUGGUAUAAUGUGGUAAAAAAAGUGAAUGAAGAAUCAGAAAUACAGCCACUUGUGGCCUUGGUUGGAAAUAAAAUUGACUUGGAGCAUAUGCGCACAGUGAAAGUUGACAAGCACCAGCGAUUUUGUCAGGAAAACAAUUUCAGUAGCCAUUUCGUGUCGGCCAAGACAGGAGAUUCUGUCUUCCUGUGUUUUCAGAGAAUUGCUGCUGACAUACUUGGCAUCAAAUUAAACAAAGCAGAAUUGGAACAAUCACAGAGGGUGGUGAAGGCAGAUAUUGUCAACUACAGUCAGGAGCCUGUGACAAGAACCGUUAAUCCUCCUAGAAGCUCAAUGUGUGCAGUUCAAUGACCAUGCUAUUCUUCUUUGUUUUGAUACCUUUGGCGGUCCUCCUACCUUGACACAGGCUCUGGGAUUACCAGGAACUUUGUUUUAACAGUGACCAUCCCAACAAUGCAAUUAAAGGUUUCAAAAACUUGUUGCACCAUUCUACGUUAAGAAGCAGCAGGCAGUUUUUUGACUGGCUGAAAUUCAAACGUGAGACCACACACUUUGAAAAAUUAAGAUCUAUAUUCUUUUAAAUUAUAUUUAAAUAAAGCAGUAUAACAGUGUUUAUAUGUUUCCUCCUAUCUAUGUGACUGAUACCAAAAUAAAAAUGGAUGAAGAAGUCAUGCAUUCAAAAUAGUUUU